AUGGGGGUAGAGGUAUCUCUCGGUAAAAGAGGCGCUAUGGUUCAAGGUUUAUUUGGUGUUUCUGGAGGAAUUUUUGCAGUUGGUGGUCAAUGCACUGGCCCUACAAAAUCAAUCUGGUUAAUAUCUGUGGCAGCAGCGCUAUGGGGGGUGUGGUUGGCGAGAAAUGAGAUGGUUUUUGAGAAUAAAUCGACUUCUCAGAAGGAUCUGUUGUUCUAUGUAAAAAUGAUGACCUUAAUUUGGAUUAAAGAAGUAAAUGAUUCCUUAAUUCUUUGCGAAGAGAAUUGGUGGAAUGAUCCUACAGGGUGCGUUCUGCCGAAAACUCCAAAGAUGGAUUGGCAGCCACCUGCGGCCGGGCUGCUGAAAUUUAAUAUAGAUGGAGCCUUCAGAGAUUCGGCAGUUGGGUGCGGGGGAGCGUUGAGAGAUAAUAGUGGCAACAUAAAAGCGAUCUUUUCAGGGCCUAGAGAAGUUGUUAACUCGGAUUUUGCUGAAGUAGUUGCGAUAAAAACUGUCUUGGAGCUUUUCCUAGAAAUUGGUUGGCAUAGGCAAUGGGAACUAAUAAUAAAAUCCGAUUCCCAAGUUGCCUUAAACUGGGUUGGUUCCUUAUCGUUAAGGCCCUGUCAUUGGUAG
Messenger RNA from Hibiscus syriacus, 627 nucleotides. RefSeq lists its product as uncharacterized. Lineage: Eukaryota; Viridiplantae; Streptophyta; Magnoliopsida; Malvales; Malvaceae. The transcript has 3 exons. The coding region runs from base 1 to 627 and encodes 208 amino acids. Gene Ontology annotation, molecular function: RNA-DNA hybrid ribonuclease activity; nucleic acid binding. The record is from RefSeq and is a predicted model, not a curated record.